Camelina sativa (false flax) is the source of this 1500-nucleotide messenger RNA. NCBI's taxonomy places the organism in Eukaryota, Viridiplantae, Streptophyta, Magnoliopsida, Brassicales, Brassicaceae. The record is from RefSeq and is a predicted model, not a curated record.
AUGGUUAGGGUUCGAAACCCUAAUGAACUCUAUAAUUUAAGGUUCUCAUUGUCAUUGCUUCUAUUGCCUAACUAUCGUCUAUUGGGUUGCUCCAUUGGUUUUUACUUACUUCAAAUUUCUUCUCAUUGUAUCUUUGUUCACCAGAGUGGAAGUGAUAGUGAAUAUGAGAGUGAUGUCGACGAAGAGUGGGACGUGGUUCAAGAUACCAAUGCUGCUAGUGCCUCGCGUUACCUUCCAGGUGGCAGUGAUAGUGAGGACGAUGAUCUCCGUAAACGUGUUGUUCAGCCAGCCAAAGACAAGCGUUUUGAAGAGAUGGUUAGUACCACAGAGCUGAUGAAGAAUGCCAUCAAGAUCAAUGACUGGGUUAGUCUACAAGACAACUUUGAUAAGAUUAACAAGCAGUUGGAAAAAGUUAUGAGGAUUACAGAGGCUGUCAAGGCUCCAAUCUUGUACAUCAAAACCCUUGUGAUGUUGGAAGAUUUCCUAAACGAAACUCUGGCCAACAAGGAAGCAAAGAAAAAGAUGAGCACUAUCAACUCCAAGGCCUUGAAUUCAAUGAGGCAGAGAUUGAAGAAGAACAACAAGCUCUAUGAAGAGGAAAUUAUCAAAUAUAGGGAGUCGCCAGAAACCGAGGAAGUGAAUGAAUCAGAGGAUGAAGAUUCUAAAGAUGACGACGAGGAUGACGUUAAUGUGGAGGCUGAUUCUGAAGAGGAGGAGGAAGCCAACGAUAAAGGUGAUCCCUCUUGGAAGAAGAUGCUUAGUAAGAAAGAUAAACUUAUGGAGAAGUUGUAUAAUAAAGAUCCUACAGAGAUCACAUGGGACUGGGUAAACCAAAAGUUCAAAGAAGUUGUGGCUGCCCGUGGAAAGAAGGGAACUGCACGAUUUGAACUCGUAGAUCAGCUUACACACCUGAUAAAGAUUGCCAAAACUCCAGCGCAGAAACUUGAAAUCUUGUUUAGUGUUAUUUCUGCACAGUUUGAUGUGAAUCCUGGUCUCAAUGGACACAUGCCUAUCAAGGUCUGGAAGAAGUGUGUGAAUAACAUGCUUACGAUACUGGACAUUCUUGUCAAAUAUGAUAACAUUGUUGUCGAUGAUACAAUUGAGCCUGAUGAGAAUGAAACUUCAAAACCAGAAGAUUUUGAUGGAACAAUUCGGGUCUGGGGUAACCUUGUUGCUUUUGUGGAGAGGAUAGACACUGAAUUUUUCAAGAGUUUGCAGUGCAUAGAUCCUCAUACACGUGACUAUGUGGAGAGAUUGAGAGAUGAGCCGAUGUUCUUAGCUCUUGCUCAAAACAUCCAAGACUACUUUGAGCGGUCUGGUGACUAUAAAGCUGCGGCAAAGGUGGCCUUAAGACAAGUUGAGUUAAUUUACUACAAACCUCAGGAAGUUUAUGAUGCCAUGAGGAAACUGGCUGAGCUGGUGGUGGAAGAAGAAGAAGAAGAUAGUGAGGCUCCCAAAGAGGGAGCUGGACNAGUCACCUAUUCAUUAUUCUUUUGUUAA